Molecule: messenger RNA, 294 nt
Organism: Clunio marinus
Lineage: Eukaryota; Metazoa; Arthropoda; Insecta; Diptera; Chironomidae
Source: the annotation of a GenBank genome assembly
AUGACAAUCCGUGGAUUCGCUUUCUGUGCUUUUGGUUUUGUUCAAUCAGCAAAAAAAAUUGAAAGAAGAGAAUUGAAAUCCAUUAACCGCUUGCCGGGUUACAUCAGGCACUAUUCACCUUCUGGCUUACAUCUCUCACUUUGCUCCAAUCAUAACAGCUUUGAAGAUCAUGCGCACGAACGAACAAACGAUGGAGAAGAAAAAACUGUUGAAGAUGUGGGCGAAUUCGCUUUUUCUUUUCAUUAUUUCUCCGACAGUUUUCCAGAUCAGAAGCGAGUGAGAAAAAACUCUUAA